UGUCAUGACGAUGUUGUGCCUUUGAUGCUGUCCUCAACUGGAUAGAAUGCAUAUAUAGAACCUGUGUGCUGGGAAAGAUUCACAUCUAUUUUUACAAUCGGACCAGCAUUAUUUCUUGGAGACGGAUUUAUUCCGAAUUUUUUUAAUCUGGAUGCAAUACGUAUGUCUUAGAAGGAAGAUUAACCCUUAUUUAAUACUGAAUCAGAGUUGGGAAAACUGUGACCUGCUGGAACAGGAGGAAUUGUCAUCAACCCAGCAGCUGUUGAUGGAGGAACUCCGACUGGUGAAGGAGGAACUCCAACUGGUGAAGGAGGAACUCCGACUGGUAAAGGAGGAACUCCAACUGGUAAACAAGAAGAACCAGGACUUUACCAAGAUCCACUCGACCUUAGAGACGGAGCUCCAAGAGGUUAAGGAGGAAAACAAGUUUCUGAAAGAAACAAACCCAGAGAUGGAGAGGGAGCUCCAACUGGUAAAGGAGGAAAUUAAGGUCCUGAACAAAACGAAACGGACCCAGGAGAGGGAGCUCGCACGGGUGAAGGACGAAAACGACUACCGGAGAGAGAAAGAAUGGACCCAGGAGAAGCAGAUGAGAGUGGUGAAGGCGGAAAUAGAGGUCCUGAAAGAGACACAACGGACCAAGGUGAAGGAGCUUGCAGUGGUAAAGGAGGAAAUUAAGGUCCUGAACAAAACGAAACGGACCCAGAAGAGGGAGCUCGCACGGGUGAAGGACGAAAACGACUACCGGAGAGAGAAAGAAUGGACCCAGGAGAAGCAGAUGAGAGUGGUAAAGGCGGAAAUAGAGUUCCUGAAAGAGACACAACAGACCCAGGCGAAGGAGCUUGCAGUGGUGAAGGCGGAAAGAAAUGUCCUGAAAGAGACACAACGGACCCAGGUGAAGGAGCUUGCAGUGGUGAAGGCGGAAAGAAAUGUCCUGAAAGAGACACAACGGACCCAGGUGAAGGAGCUUGCAGUGGUGAAAGAGGAAAACAAGAUCCUGAACAAAACAAAACAGAUCCAGGAGAAGGAGCUAAAAGAUAUUCAAAAGGAAAAAACACUCCUGGAGGACAUCUGUCUCCGACUUAAAAAGAUAAAGAGAGGCAUCUUUGGCAGGAUGGGUCCAAGAAGAGAUGAGUUGGACAAGAUGAAGAGGAAAAUGCUUCAGCCGGAGACGGGGUUAUUCAACAGGCUGCAGGACUUCAUGGGCAUCCGUCAUAACCACGUUUAAGCCUGCGAUGGCAUGUGCAGUGAUGCUUCUGUUGUGUGUACAAAAUAUUGAAUGUUAUUUAUGUCUAUUUAUUGGCAAGAUGCCUAAUUUGACAAAAGUCAAAGUGGAGGAACUCCACAGGUCUGUGACCAAAUUUGUGGUCUUGGGACUGCAUUAUUUUUCCACUGUGGAAUCUCGAUGGUUCAGGUGAAAAAAAAAUAAAUAUAAAGUGAUGUGAAAAGAGAAACAGUCCAUAAUCAUGAAACAUCUGAAAUGAAUUUCUUUUGUUGCAUGUU
This is a messenger RNA of Cyclopterus lumpus (lumpfish), 1503 nucleotides long. RefSeq lists its product as uncharacterized. The transcript has 2 exons. The record is from RefSeq and is a predicted model, not a curated record. The coding region runs from base 152 to 1228 and encodes 358 amino acids. NCBI's taxonomy places the organism in Eukaryota, Metazoa, Chordata, Actinopteri, Perciformes, Cyclopteridae.